Messenger RNA from Colletotrichum acutatum, 981 nucleotides. Its product is annotated as putative zinc-type alcohol dehydrogenase-like protein. NCBI's taxonomy places the organism in Eukaryota, Fungi, Ascomycota, Sordariomycetes, Glomerellales, Glomerellaceae. Gene Ontology annotation, molecular function: oxidoreductase activity. Bases 1 to 981 code for a protein of 326 amino acids. The record is from RefSeq and is a predicted model, not a curated record. The transcript has 4 exons.
AUGUCGCAAGAUCGAUCCCAAGCCUGGAGAAUCCGGAAUCACGCCCAAGGGGUUUGCACUGAUGAGGGUAUCGAUCAAAACCUUUCGCUCGAGGAAGUGCCUAAGCCCAGUCCGAAGGAAGGCCAGGUUCUUGUCCGAAUCCACGCUACCUCUCUCAACUACCGAGACCUUUUGGUUGUGACUUCGGACCCCGUAUACCUUGGCGGAGGUCCCGAUGAUGGCAUAAUCCCACUCGGCGAUGCCGGCCAGACUCAGGCCGUCUUUGACAUUAAGGUCGGUCUGGGUGGAAAGAGCAUCGACGGAGUUUUGCAGCAAUAUGCUGUCUUUGACGAUGAUGCACUGGCUCCCCUGCCCUCUCACUUGUCCUUUGAGGAAGCUGCAGCUCUUAGCGGCCCUUAUGUGUCGGCUUGGAACGCGCUGUUCGGAGGCCCUCAGCAACUGAAGAAGAGAGACACUGUGGUAAUUCAGGGUACUGGUGGUGUGAGUGUUGCUGGGAUACAGAUCGCUGUCGCUGCCGGGGCUGAUGUCAUCGCCUUCUCAACGUCAGAGGAGAAACUCGAUCUCCUUCGUAAACUUGGUGCUAAGCAUGUCAUCAGUUACAAAAACAUGCUCAACUGGAGCCGGGAGGUUCUCGACUUGACUGGUGGCCGUGGUGCUGACCAAGUCCUUGACGUUGUUGGUGCUUCAACCAUUGUAGAGUCAUUGCGUGCGCUACGACAGGAUGGCCUGGUAUCGGCCAUUGGGUUCAUGUCUGCCUCUGAGAAACACGAUCUAAUUCCAGAGCUCAUUUUUGGUGCCAAGACAAUUCGAGGCUUGAUGUACGGCAGCCUGGGUAUGCUUCAGGAUCUGAGUGCCUUUGUUGAGAAACACGAGAUCAGACCAAUCAUUGCUGAAGCUUAUGAGUGGAAAGAUGCCAAACUGGCUUAUAAAGCCAUGCUUGCCCAAGAGUUUGUUGGGAAGAUUGUGAUCAAGGUCGAGUAA